UCAGCUGUACUAUGCAGAAGAACCUGCUCCUCAGUCCUACCUAUUCCUUUGGUCCAGCGGUGUCCUGCUUUCACCGGCAGUCUUCUCUCCCCGGUGCCGGCAUCCUCAGUGUGGGUCUGCAGUCUCUGGUCAUCUCCUGUACUGUGUCCACAGUCUCUGGUCAUCUCCUGUACUGUGUCCGUAGUCUCUGGUCAUCUCUGUACUAUGUCCGCAGUCUCUGGUCAUCUCCUGUACUAUGUCUGCAGUGUCUGGUCAUCUCCUGUACUGUGUCCGCAGUCUCUGGUCAUCUCCUGUACUAUGUCUGCACUGUACUGUGUCCGCAGUCUCUGGUCAUCUCCUGUACUAUGUCUGCAGUGUCUGGUCAUCUCCUGUACUGUGUCCGCAGUCUCUGGUCCCAUGUACUGUGUACGCAGUCUCUGGUCAUCCUGUACUGUGUCCUGCAGUCUCUGGUCAUCUCCUGUACUAUGUCUGCAGUCUCUGUCAUCUCCUGUACUGUGUCUGCAGUCUCUGUUCAUCUCCUGUACGGUGUCCGCAGU
Molecule: messenger RNA, 536 nt
Organism: Staurois parvus
Lineage: Eukaryota; Metazoa; Chordata; Amphibia; Anura; Ranidae
Source: the annotation of a GenBank genome assembly